Ochotona princeps (American pika) is the source of this 918-nucleotide messenger RNA. Its product is annotated as vomeronasal type-1 receptor 2-like. Gene Ontology annotation, cellular component: membrane. The coding region runs from base 1 to 918 and encodes 305 amino acids. Lineage: Eukaryota; Metazoa; Chordata; Mammalia; Lagomorpha; Ochotonidae. The transcript has a single exon. The record is from RefSeq and is a predicted model, not a curated record. Gene Ontology annotation, biological process: G protein-coupled receptor signaling pathway. Gene Ontology annotation, molecular function: pheromone receptor activity.
AUGAUGUCCGCGGACUGGAAAGCGGGGAUAUUCUUUCUAUUGCAGGUAUCUGUUGGGAUCCUGGGGAAUCUCUCUCUCUUGGGUCAUUACACGUCCCUUUAUCUCAGCAGGUGCAGGCUGAGACCUGUAGAUGUGAUUCUCGGACACCUGACUGUGGCCAACUGCUUGGUCAUUCUCUCUAGAGGAAUGACAAAGAUCAUGGAAAUGAUUCACUGGCAACGUCUCAACAAUAACUACGGGUGCGUAAUUGUUUUAUAUGUUCACAGAGUGGCCAGGGGUGUGUCCAUGGGGAGCACCUGCCUCUUGAGUGUCUUCCAGGUUAUCAUAAUCAACCCUAGGAAAUCCAGGUGGGCAGAGACGCAAACAAAAGCCACAAGGUAUGUCGGCCCCUGUAAUGUCCUGUGCUGGGCCCUCCAUUUGCUGGUCAAUGUCACGUUUCCUCUUUAUGUUUUGGACAAAUUCAGCAGUCGGAACAGCACACAGAACAAGCAUCGAUUGACUUGUGGUGCUGCAAUUCAUGAUAAAGUGAUGAACUCAUUAUUUGCAACAUUCCUGUCUUGCCACGAUGCCUCAUGUUUGGGAGUCAUGACCUGGGCCAGCAGCUGCAUGGUGUUCAUCUUGUAUAAGCACAGGAAGCAGGUGCAACACAUUCGCAGCAACCAUCACUCCCCAAGAUCCUCCGCUGAGACCAGAGCCACCCAAAGCGUCAUCAUCUUGGUGAGCACCUUUGUGCUGUGUUAUGCCCUUUCCUCCAUCAUUUUUGUCUACAUAGCUGUCUUUGAUAGGCCCAGUUCAUGGCUGGUGAACAUCGCUGCAAUUAUUACUUCAUGUUUUCCCAUGAUGAGCCCCUUCGUUCUCAUGUGGCGUGAGCGCAGCUCAUCCAGGCUCUGCUGCGUCCGCUGUGAGCGAAACAAAUGA